Seminavis robusta is the source of this 1038-nucleotide messenger RNA. The record is from the annotation of a GenBank genome assembly. Lineage: Eukaryota; Bacillariophyta; Bacillariophyceae; Naviculales; Naviculaceae.
AUGGCCAAGAUGAAGUUUCUAUCUCAUGGAGUGGGAGGCAAGAGGUCUCCAGCCACCGCUACCAGCAGCAGUGUUUCGGGGGAUAAUGCUGCUGACCCGGGAUCAUUGAGUGAUGCCGAGCCCGAGAAUGAAACUCAGAUCGAGCGCAAGCGAAGACUGAAUCGCAACAACGAGCGCAAGAAGAGGGCCAAGAGAAUCUCCAAGAUUGAAGAUCUGACGGCGAGAUUUCAUACGUUAACAAGCGAAAAUGAAGCAUUGAAGGCAGAGUCCAAAGAACUAAGAGAGAAGAUUGAACUUGUGAAGGAGUACAUGAAGGAAAACGGCAAGAAGGGACCCUCUGCAGCCGUCCCGUCUCCUUCACCUUGCCCGCAAGUGCCAAAAUCCACUAGUUGGCUCGGUUCGUCCUCAACCAACCUCACGGCCCAUUCGAUGUUGUCCGCUGGGAUGCAAACGACUGGUGGGAGCUCGGUAUCCCAGUCGCAGCCGCAAGGACAAGUCACCCUGCCCAACCUGACGGCUGCGGCAAUCCCAGCUUCCGCAGCAACGAAUCACCGAGCAACAACGACCGGCAUUUCUGAUGUUAGUUUGAGCCUCAUCUCAAGAGAGCAACGGAUUCUCCUGUUGCAACGAGAGUUCGAGAAGCAGAACAUGAUCUUGAAGUUGCUGCGACUCCAGAUGGGUACUCACCCAGGGGGUGAGGACAGUAACGCACCCGUUUCGACCUGUGCAGCGGCGCCAUCCUCCAGCCUGACCCUCCUGCACCAGCAGCAGCACUCGUCAAUGUCCCAGGAUCCCGCUCCGUCUUUAUUUGACUCAGCUACCCCCGCCCCGGUUCCCGCAACAUCAUCUCAAACAAGCCAUCAUGCCCUCUUGCAGCAACAUCAGGCUGGGCCCGCUCCUGCUCCAUCCCACUUUGCGGCGGCUGCAGGUGCCGCAACAGUGAAUUCGACCAACGAAUCACUAGAAAACCUGUUUUCGCAGCACCCACUCCUGCGGACACUGCAAGAACUGCAACGCCAACAAAGAGGAGGACCGUAA